Lottia gigantea (owl limpet) is the source of this 447-nucleotide messenger RNA. RefSeq lists its product as hypothetical. Lineage: Eukaryota; Metazoa; Mollusca; Gastropoda; Lottiidae. The record is from RefSeq and is a predicted model, not a curated record. Bases 1 to 447 code for a protein of 148 amino acids. The transcript is spliced from 2 exons.
AUGGCAUUCCCUGCUUCAGGAUCCUGUUUUACUGGAUUGGUCAGUGGCCAAUGGCAUUCCCUGCUAAAGGAUCCUGUUUACUGGAUUGGUCAGUGGCCAAUGGCAUUACCUGCUAAAGGAUCCUGUUUUAAUGGAUUGGACAGUGGCCAAUGGCAUCAUCUGGUAGAGGAUCCUGUUUACUGGAUUGGUCAGUGGCCGUUGGCAUUCCCUGCUAAAAGAAUCCUGUUUAAUGGAUUGUUCAGUGGCCAAUGGCAUUCCCUGCUAAAAGAUCCUGUUUACUGGAUUGGUUUGGUAGAAGAAGAUAUCGAACUAAACAUGUCUGUAUUCCAUGCUUAUAGCAGUUCCAGAGACUACAUGUUAUUUUCUACAGGAAUACACCAUAAGUGUCUCAACCUCUUACCCAGGCUUUCAGCUCAGAGAGAUAAUGAAAUGGAGUCUCAUAUCUAA